This is a messenger RNA of Cylindrotheca closterium, 12588 nucleotides long. NCBI's taxonomy places the organism in Eukaryota, Bacillariophyta, Bacillariophyceae, Bacillariales, Bacillariaceae. The record is from the annotation of a GenBank genome assembly.
AUGGCAGGCUUUUCCCAAAAUCCGCUAGAAUACAUUCGGAUGGCUUGUGAUGUCCACUUGGGCUCGAGUCCAAGCAAAGAUGCCGUUGAAAUCUUCCUAGGAAAGUCACCUUGCCUAUUUGUAUGGAUUGAUACCACUGAAGGUAUUGCGAUGGUGGGCGAUGUCUUGCCAGAUAAGCAUAAAGCUGCUGUGGCAUUUCUUGGAGGUCCAUCGGAGGACGAUGGAGAAGCUGGGGGCGCAUCAAAGCCUAUGCAGUGCGUCACUUUGCAGCCAAGUUUGGUCUCUUCCGAUGAAUCCUCCACCGACGAGGACGAAGCAGAUGCAUUUGGCACAUCGCAAUCCACUGUCCUUCACGCACUUCAACUCUACACGCGUCACCUCUUUUUGCCUGCCGUCAAACAAGGUAGCGACACCGCAGUCUUGCAAGAUAAGAUUCGAGAGCUAGAUGUUGCUAUUGGGCAAUCACAGCGUAGUGCAAGGCUACCCCACGUCCAACUCCAAGUUGACGCUGAAAUCGAACUCGUAGCUUCGACGGUUUCUGGAUCCAAGAACUUGGACUGGCAGGAACUCGGAUUGGCCGCCCACCUUACGGAUGAUGAUGCUCUAAAUCGUCUUCAAUCCGGGGUAUCUCAGUGGAUUACGCAAAUUCGGAAGCUCACAGUCCUCCCGAAAACGACGCCAUUUCCGAUGAUUGCAGAAGAAACAAAUGCUGAUCUCGAAGAAAUUGCAUUUUGGAAUCAAUUGCAUCAAGAAUUGCAAAGUAUUCAGCGUCAGCUAGCGAGUCCAGGAGUUGAGGUAACAUUGGCACUGCUUAGAGAAGCGAAGCGUUUUGUGGCCACUCUUGCACUGGAGAACAACACUGGGUUGGAACAAGCCGUCAGCUACGCACAGGACGUUGAACACUUCCUGAAGAGCUAUCCUGUGGUAGAGUUCCAAGCAGCAAGAGACUUCGAGAAAAUCUCACAAGUUACGAAUUCAAUUUUUGAUCAUCUACCAAAGAUCCGUCAGUCUCGAUACUAUUCGCUCGAACGAAGUGCUCGCCUCUUGGAGGCGACUACCCUCACUCUUCGACGUGCCAUCGAUGGUAUCUUACAAGAGCAAUACAGCAACUUCUUGUUCAUGGAUUACAAAGAGUACGAGUCAAAAGUGCGAUAUCCCACUCAGGAUAUCUUUGUACAAUUUGAGGAUAGAUGGGAGCAGUUCAAAGACUUCUUCCUUGAGCAAGGACGCCGCCGAAAGAUUGCAAGUCCAGCCAAACUUUUGGACAACAUCGAGCUUCAUCACCUCCCACUUUCGAAUCGUCUCGACCAAAUUCACAACUUUCGGGCUAACCACGAGCGUCUUCGGGAAGUUGUUCUCCAGGUGCUACAAGACGAAGAAGACGAACAAGGUGCCAUUCAAACUGUUGAGUCGACUCCUCGUCAUAUCUUUUCGACUCUCAACGUUCUAGACCUGUCUGCUGGCGGUUCAAAGGCCAUGGAGGCAGCUCUAGAGGAGUACGACAUACAGAUGGAUGCUAUGGAAGAGCGCCUCGCCCGUCUGUUGCGUGACAAGCUAACGGCGUGCCAAGAUGCCGAAGAUAUGUUCCGGGUGUUUGCGAGAUUCAAGCUUCUAUUGACUCGAACUCGCGUUCGUGUUGCCGUGAAAGAGUUUCAGAUGCAACUUAUUGCGACCGUUGCCCAGGCUGUUGAAAAGCUGCAGUCAAAGUUUACUUUGAAAUAUGAGUCCUCGUCAGCUGCUCGAAUCUCUCGCCUUCGUGGUAUCCCUCCGAUUGCAGGAAAAAUUCUUUGGGCAAAGCAAAUGGAACGCCAAGUCAAUGCCUUAAUGGAUCGAAUGGGAAAUGUUCUUGGCCCUAACUGGGGUCAGCACCUUGAGGGACGCCAAUUGAGAAAAUCUGGGGACGAGUUGUUGGCAAAGUUGGAUGCCAAAAGCUUUUUCCGUUCUUGGAUUACGGAAUGGGAGAAGGAGCUUACAAAUCAGGCUAGUUCCAGAUUGCACUCAUUUCCUGUUGUCAUCGAGCUGGAUAGGGAGAACAUGUUGUUUGCAAAGGUGAAUUUUGACGAGAAGUCCGAAUUAUUAUUCAAGGAGAUCAGGCACCUAAAGUGGUUAGGAUUCGAACGUGACGUUCCACGUACUCUGACAAUGGUCAGCGAAGACGCCAUCACUCGAUACCCCUUUGCCAUGGCAAUCAAGACUGCAUUGCGUAGUUAUCAAUCAGUGCGGAGACUCAUAUCUCCUGAAUUGGAACCACUUGUUAUGCCACAGCUUUUGGACGUGCGUGAGAUUGUCUCCGAAGCGUUUGAUGUAAAACUCGAUACUUCGAAGGCGAUUGCCAAGAAACGUCGCAUCCGCUGGGACUCUAGAGAGCUUUCGGAAUGGGUUUCGAGGCUAUCUGAUUCGAUCACAAAGCUUGAAGAACGCGUCGAACAGUUGCUUCAAACAUGCGACAAGGUGGAUGCAGCAUUGAAGUCCUUGGAAAUCGUCGAAUAUGACCCAGCAAAACUCAAAACUGUUAUAGAGAACAUACAGAGAUCGAUUGAUGAAAUGUCUUUGAGUGGAUAUUCUGAUUUAGCAUCCUGGGUGAAGGUGUUGGACGAGAGACUUGCUGUUGUGCUUGCAGCUAGGCUUGAGACAGCGCUUGAGAGCUGGAACUACUUAUUCAGUGAUUCACAACCUGAAGGCAACGAGGAUCCUGAGACAACGAUGCCUAGCAAAAUGGAAACUGUUUCCAUUCCUACAAUCUCAGUCGAAAUUCUUCUUCGCAAUCAAGAGAUUUCAGCAGUUCCUGCUGUACCAACAGUAAGGUCCUUGUUCCUGAACAAGCUCCAUGAUUUCAUUGGCAUUGUGUGCAACUUACCAAGACCUCAAAGCGGGCGUUUCGAGGUCUUCGACAACACUGCAACGGCUUACGUUGGACCUGUCGAUGACGAAAGCUUCGACCGCCUAAUUCACAUGGUCCCAUCAAAGGUUGUAGCCCAGGCUUAUGGGCGAAUUGAAGAACGCAUCGUUGAUAUCGCUGAUUUCAUCGAUCAGUGGUUAGCAUACCAAACCUUGUGGGAUACGCAAGUUUCUGAUGUUGCAGCAUCUGUUGGAACUGAUAUCGAAAAAUGGCAAGCUUUGUUGCUGGAGUCUGCAGAAGCACGUUCAGCACUUGACUUGUCUGCAACUUUUGCGGAGUUUGGGCCUGUUGCAGUCAAAUACAACAAAGUGCAAUCUCAAAUCAACCUAAAGUAUGAUUCGUGGCAAAAGGAACUGCAGUCAUCAUUUGCAACAAUCCUUUCGCAGUGUAUUGCUGACGCUCACGACCGGAUGAUUGAUGCAAAGAGUAAACUCGAGGCUGCGUCAUUGGAAAGCUCAAGUGGAACCGAGAAUAUUGUUAUGGGUGUUUUUUUCAUAGAAGAAAUGAAAGAAAAGAAGCUGUCUUGGAUUGAAGAAAUUGCACGCUUGGAAUCCUCCGAACGUUUGCUGAAGAAGCAACGGCAUCACUUCCGGAGCGAUUGGAUGGAAACGACUAUGGUGAAGGGUCAAUUCGAUCUGAUGCAACAAAUAUUGGAGCGUCGAAGUCAGACUAUGGAGCAGCAGUACCCAUUGCUCCAGGCUCGUAUAUCCGCAGAGGAGAAGUCAGCUGCGAAAAGAGCCCUCGAGCUCAUUUCAGAAUGGGGCAAGGACAAGCCACUAAGAGGCAACAUGCCGCCGUCCGAGGCGAUGGGUAUGCUUGCUAAGUUUGAAUUUAAUUUGAACAAAGCUAAGACACAUCAAGAGAACCUGGUAAAGGCUAAAGAUGCACUCGGUCUAGAACAUACUGCGGAAAGCAACGCCAUUUCCGAAUGCCUUGAGGAACUUUUGGCUUUGAAGGAGGUUUGGGAAGCUGUGAUGAAGCCGCAUGAUAAGUUACAGGAGAUUAAGGAGAUCCCUUGGUCAACAGCUGUAAUGCGCAAGAUCAGACGGGCACUUGAUGAUCUCCUUGCCGAGAUGAGAUCUUUGCCAAACCGUAUUCGACAAUAUGAUGCUUACACCCACAUGCAUGAUCAAGUGAAAGGUUUCAUUAGUGGUCAUAGUGUUCUAUCUGACUUGAAAACAGAAGCGCUCAAGGAUCGCCACUGGAAAACAAUUCUGAAGCGCCUCGGCAUUACAAGUCUCUUUUCUGAACUCACUGUUGGCGAUCUCUGGGACACAGGGGUUUUGGCAAGGAAGAAAGACAUUGAUGAAAUCUUGACUGUCGCACAAGGCGAAAUGGCGCUUGAAGUCUUUUUGGGCCAAGUUCGUGAUCGUUGGAUGAAACAAGAGUUAGAACUGGUCCUUUUUCAAAACCGUGUGCGCUUGAUUCGAGGCUGGGACGAUCUUUUUGCUACUCUAGAUGAUCACAUUGGUGGGUUGGCUUUGAUGAAAAGCUCUCCGUACUAUCGCUCUGUCAGAGAAUUUCAGGAAGAGGGCAAACUUUGGGAAGAUCGGUUGACGAAGCUUCGCGAGGCGUUUGAUGCUUGGAUCGAUGUGCAAAGACGAUGGGUCUAUUUGGAAGGAAUUCUUUUUGGUAGUUCUGACAUCAAAGCCCAGCUCCCCGCAGAGUGGUCACGUUUCAAAAGUGUUGAUUCAGAAUUUAUUACACUGAUGAGACGCAUUGCAGGCCGGCCGUACGCUAUGGAGGUUCUCAAUAUUGAAAAUCUGCAGCGUUCUCUUGAACGGCUAGGCAACCUGAUGGGUGUGAUCCAAAGAGCCCUCGGAGAAUAUUUGGAAAAGCAGCGCCGUGAUUUUUCAAGAUUUUAUUUCUUGGGUGAUGACGAUCUUCUCGAAAUCAUGGGAAAUGGAAAUGAGCCAGUGAAGGUUCUCACACAUGUUUCGAAAAUGUUUGCUGGGAUUGCAGGUGCAAGGUAUAACAGGGAGAACAUGCCAGAGGACAUGAUUGCACGUCUAGAUGCAAUGGUCAGCAAAGAUGGAGAAAUUGUUCCCUUCAACGAGCCCAUCGAGGUUAUGCAGGGCUCUAAAGUGAAACAGUGGCUGAAUGAGCUGGAAGAAAAGAUGAAACUGACGUUGGCGCUUCUUCUCGAACAAGCUGUCUCUGAAGACUCAUCAUCGGGUCUAUCGUUCGGGGAUGAAGACAAGAAACAGUUUGUGGAAUGGGCAACAAAAUUCCCAGCACAAGUGAUGAUUCUUGCAACUCAAAUCAACUGGAGUAUGGGAGUCGACGAGGCGUUACACAGCAAAAACAGCAACGAGUCACUGAAGCAAAAUCUGGCGAAGCUCGAAUGGAAGCUCGAGGUCAUGGCCGAAACUGUGCUCAAGGAAUUGCCACCAGAAUCGCGAAAGAAGUUCGAACAGAUGAUCACUGAAUUGGUUCAUCAAAGAGAUGUAGUAAGGGAUUUGAUGAACGAACAGGUGGAAAGCCCAACAGAUUUCCGCUGGCUGUACCAUCUUCGAUACACAUACAAUCCUUCUGCACCUAAAGUGACUGAGAAGUUGAUGAUUUCUCUUUCUAAUGCCAAGUUUUAUUAUGGUUUCGAGUAUCUAGGAAUUGGAGAGCGACUUGUUCAAACUCCUCUUACAGACAAAGCUUAUUUGACUCUGACCCAAGCGCUACACUUCAGAAUGGGUGGGAGUCCCUUUGGUCCAGCUGGUACUGGUAAGACUGAGACUGUUAAGGCUCUUGGCGCGCAGUUGGGGAGAUUCGUUUUAGUUUUCAAUUGUGACGAGACUUUCGAUUUCAGCGCAAUGGGUCGACUUUUUGCCGGGCUCUGCCAGGUUGGAGCCUGGGGUUGCUUUGAUGAAUUCAACCGAUUGGAAGAAAGAAUUUUAUCAGCUGUCAGUCAGCAAAUCUUAUCUAUUCAACGUGGCCUCCUAGAUCGGCAGUCGCACAUUGACCUUCUUGGACGUUCGAUCAAAUUGAACUCAGACGUUGCAACAUUCAUCACCAUGAAUCCUGGGUAUGCUGGACGAAGCAACCUUCCAGAUAACUUGAAAUCGCUCUUUCGCUCCGUUGCUAUGGUCGUGCCUGACAGAAAGCUGAUUGCGCAAGUCAUGCUUUACAGUCAGGGGAUUGUCACAGCCGAGUUGCUAGCUCCAAAGGUAGUUGAUUUGUUCCUUCUCUGCGAAGAUAGAAUGUCGAAGCAGCGACACUAUGAUUUUGGUCUCCGUGCGCUGAAGACUUUACUCGUGUCUGCUGGAGCGUUGAAACGGCAGGCAAUAGAUGGAAAAGGAGAGCUCGAAGAGGAGUCCUUGGCUGACGAAGAAAGGAAGGCUAUCAUCGUUGGCGCCUGCAACAAUGUCCUUCCAAAAUUGAUUGCUGAAGAUAUGGUGAUUUUCAAGGAUGUGCUUGAGGAAGUGUUCCCUGGCUCAGAAGUAUCCAAGAUGGAUGAUGAGAAAAUCAAGGCUGAAAUGUUGAAGAUUUGUGAAGAGAAGGGUUAUUCUCCUUCUGACAGUUUUGUUCAAAAAGUACUCCAAUUGAACCAAGUCAUAGAAAUGCGACACGGGAUUAUGGUCGUUGGACCUUGUGGUGUGGGCAAGUCUACGGCACUCGAUGUUUUGCUUGAGGCUCUAGAGCGUGUUGACGGCACCAAAGGUGACAUGUACAGAAUUGACCCGAAGGCGAUCAACAAAGAACACUUGUAUGGAAGUCUUGACGGAACAACGUUGGAGUGGACAGAUGGCGUUUUCACUAGUUUACUCAGACGCAUCAUAGAUAAUCAAAAAGGUGAAUCUGAGAGAAGGCAUUGGGUCGUAUUUGAUGGAGAUGUCGACCCAGAAUGGGCAGAGAACUUGAAUAGUGUGCUUGAUGAUAACAAAAUACUGACAUUACCCAGUGGUGAGCGUCUGGGCAUUCCAAACAACAUGAGGAUCAUUCUAGAGGUGGAUAGUCUAGAGUUUGCAACUCCAGCAACUGUGUCGCGAUGUGGCAUGGUAUGGUUCAGCGAGGAUACUGUCACUGCUGAAAUGAGCUUAGAGCACCUCUUGGCGAGGCUGUUGAAAGACGAUCUUACAGGUGAUAGAGGCGGCGACAAAGAGAUCCCAGCCGCCCAAACGCACUUCCUGGAUGCCAUUCGUCCACUUGUACUUUCGGAUUCUUCUCGGUCAGUCGUCUUGGAGGCCUUAGACUUUGCGAUGGGAACUGAUCACGUCAUGGAGCCAAGUCGUGAGCGUUUACUGAAUACGUUCAGGGCUCUGCUCAUUCAAGGCAUUGGUCUUGCUAUCGCCUAUGACGAGAAUCACCCAGAUUUUCCAAUGACUGGGGAUCACAUGGAAAAGUUUGCGAAGGGAUGGCUGCUUCAUUCCCUCAUGUGGGCGUUUGCUGGAAGUUCAUCGUGGGAGAUUCGAAAAAAAUUUGGUGAUUUGCUCUUGCGAGCAAGUGGUGUCAUGCUCCCAAAUGAGGAAUACAGUCUUGUUGACUAUCGUGUCAGAGUGGAAAACGGAGAAUACGAGCUUUGGAGUGAAAGCGUUCCAAGAAUGGAAAUUGAGAGUCACCGAGUUUCCUCAACGGACGUUGUAAUUACAACCACAGACACAGUCAGACAUUCUGAUAUUCUUGGAGCUUGGCUCGAUAGCCGGAUACCGCUUGUCCUCUGUGGUCCCCCUGGAUCUGGUAAAACAAUGACCCUAACAAGUGUUCUUCAAUCUGUGCAGGGAGCUGUGCUUGCAAGCCUGAACUUUUCGAGUCGUACAACACCUGAGAUCAUUCUGAAGGUAUUUCACCAGUACUGCAAGUACGUGCGGAGAGGAAAGGAUAUCAUCCUGGAGCCAGCUGAGAGUCUUGGGGCGCAAAGCUGGUUGGUUGUUUUCUGUGAUGAAAUCAAUCUUCCUGAAGAGGAUUCAUAUGGAACUCAGAAAGUGAUCAUGUUCAUGCGGCAACUCGUUGAACAGGGUGGUUUCUGGCGCGAGGACAACGUGUGGGUUAAGAUCAAUCGAAUUCAAUUUGUUGGCGCUUGUAACCCACCAACAGACGCAGGCCGAGUGGAGAUGUCUCACCGCUUCUUGAGACAUGUUCCUUUGUUGUUGGUUGAUUUCCCUGAGAAGGAUUCCCUGAUGCAAAUUUAUCGAACCUUCAAUGGUGGAAUGAUGAAGUUGUUCCCGAACUUGAAGGGGGAAACUGACCCCAUGACAGAAGCUAUGGUGGAAGUCUACACAGAAAAUCAGAAGAGAUUCAAUCCUAGCAUACAGCCCCAAUACUUCUACUCGCCUAGAGAAUUAAGCAGAUGGGUAAGAGGAAUCUAUGAAGCCAUUGUAAACAUGGAUCAAGGAGUAACAAGAGAAGAGUUAACCAGAAUUUGGGCACACGAAGGUCUUCGGUUGUUCUGCGACCGCUUGGUGCUUGAAGACGACCGUGUUUGGUGCCACAAUAAGAUUGACGAGGUUGCACAGAAGUGGUUUGCAGGUGUUGACUUCGAUGUUGCGUUAAAGCGGCCAUUAUUCUAUACUUCUUGGCUCAGCAAAGAAACGAGAAAAGUUGAGCGUGAGGAAUUGAAAGAGUUCCUCGCUGCCAGAUUGAGAGUUUUCUAUGAAGAGGAGCUAGACGUCCCACUUGUAAUUUUUGAUGAAGUUCUUGAGCAUAUCCUUCGCAUCGACCGAGUUCUCCGUCAGCCAAUGGGCCACUUGCUGCUCUGUGGCGACUCUGGGGCGGGAAAGACUGUUUUGAGUAAAUUCGUUAGCUGGAUGAACGGCUUGAAUAUAUUUCAGAUCAAGGCACACUCGAGGUAUGGAAUGGAUGAUUUCAAUGAAGAUCUUCGAACAGUCAUGAGACGUGUUGGUGUUGAUGGCGAGAAAAUCUGUUUCAUAUUUGACGAGGCCAAUGUCUUAAGUUCUGGCUUUCUCGAGGCCAUGAACGCUUUGCUAGCAAGCGGAGAAGUUCCCGGUCUUUUUGAAGGUGAUGAGUACAACGCUUUGAUGAAUGCUUGUCGUGACAGUGCCGCGCGCGAUGGUGUUAUCCUUGAUAGUGAUGAGGAACUCUAUCGCCGCUUCACCGGUAUUGUUCAGCGCAAUCUGCAUGUUGUUUUUACAAUUAAUCCCAGUGGAGGGGAUUGGAAGAACCGUUCAACUACAAGUCCAGCUCUUUUCAAUCGAUGUGUUGUUGACUGGUUUGGAACAUGGGGAAGUAAGGCAAUGGGUGAAGUUGGAAAAGAGUUCACCUUGAGACUCGAUAUGGGUGAUGCGGAAUCAAUUGGUGGCUCUUGGGGCAUCGGGGAAGGCGAAUCGUUGAUGGAAAGAGUAGCAGCAGUGUUUGAGGGUGCAAAUGAGGGAGGGCUUAGACAAGCAGUUGUAGCAGCACUGGUGGACAUCCACAAGAUCGCAAAGACAACGGCGGAGUCUGCAGCGGCAGAACCAAGCAGUAUCACUCGUACAUACUUGUCCCCUCGAGAUUACCUCACGUUAAUAAAAAACUUCGUGACCUGCUUGAACAAACGCCGAGAAGAAGUCGAAGAUGAGCAGCUUCAUGUGAAUGCCGGCUUAGAAAAGCUGCGACAGACACAAGAAAAUGUUGCCGAAUUGAAGCUGAGUCUCGGAGCAAAGACUAGAGAGCUGAAGGAAAAGGAAACUCUUGCGAACGAAAAACUUCAACAGAUGGUUGCAGAUCAAAACAUUGCAGAGAAGAGAAAAGCAGAGGCUGAAAAGAUGAGUACAGAAGUCAAAAAGCAGCAGAUAGAAAUUGACAAGCGAAAAAGUGAAGCGCAGCGCGAUUUAGAUGAAGCAGAACCAGCCUUGAGAAGCGCUCAACAGAGUGUCCGAGGCAUAAAAAAACGCGACCUGGACGAAGUCCGCAAUCUUGCACGUCCGCCAAAUAAUGUGAAGCUUACAUUGGAGUGUGUUGCAAUUAUGCUUGGAGAAAAAAGGACAGAAUGGACUGAUGUCCGAAAGCUUUUGAGCAAGAGUGAUUUCAUUACCAAUAUUUUGAACUUUGAUGCUGACAAGCUGUCUUCGAAGCAAAUCCAACUGGUGCAAGAGAAGUAUCUUGGGGGCAAUCCUGAGCUUACAACGCAAACCGUGAUGCGGAGUAGCAAAGCUUGUGGACCACUUUAUAUGUGGGCUGAAUCGCAGAUCAAGUAUUCAACCGUCUACAAUCGUAUCCAGCCUCUUCGAGAUGAAGUCGAGCAGCUAGAGAAUGAUUCUACGGUGGUGAAGGAAAAGCUUGAGACGGUAGAAAGUGAAGUCAAUUCACUUGAGACAUCUAUUGCUCAAUACAAGUCUGACUACGCCCUUUUGAUCAGAGACGUCGAAGCUCUGAAAGGAGAAAUGGGAACAGUGACUACAAAGGUUGAUAGGGCAGAGAGUCUUUUGAAAUCACUUGGUCAUGAGAGUGAGCGUUGGCAAAAGAGUUCUGAAGGAUUCCAAACUAUUAUGAGAAGUUUGGUUGGGGACGGUUUGUUGAUGGCUGCGUUCCUUACCUAUGCUGGUUUCUUUGACUUCAAAAUCAGAUCGCUGAUGAUGGCAAAAUGGAAGAACACUCUUGAUAUUCUUGGAAUCGAACAUCGCGAAGAUCUUGGCGUUGUUGAAUCUUUGAGCAAAGCCUCUACUCGGCUUGCCUGGCAAGCAGAAGGGCUUCCUGCCGACCAGUUGAGCCUUGAGAAUGGAGUCAUUUUGGACGAUUGUGUGAGAUUCCCAUUGGUCAUUGAUCCCUCUGGCCAGGCCAUUUCAUUCUUGAUGAAGAAGUACCAAGAUGACAAAAUCCAGAAGACCAGUUUUUUGGAUAAAGCUUUUAUGAAGACACUAGCAGGUGCUGUUCGUUUUGGAACAGCUCUAUUGGUGGAGAAUGUCGAGCAUAUCGAUCCAAUUCUGAAUCCACUUUUGAACAAAGAAUUGCAACGAACAGGCGGCAGGACACUGGUCAGAAUUGGAACAGAAGAGAUUGAUUACAGUCCAAGAUUCAAAAUCAUUUUGAGUACCAAAAAUCCAGCUGUUAAGCUAACACCUGACAUCUGCUCGCGCGUUACGCUGGUGAAUUUCACCGUGACACCUGCAAGUCUACAAAGCCAGAGUUUGAGUCAUGUCGUACGAUGCGAGAAGCCGGAACUUGAAUCCCAACGAGCGUCUUUACUGAAGCUUCAAGGAGAACAAAAUGUCAAGCUCCGAGAGCUCGAAGAUCAGAUGCUCGCAAAGAUCAGUGCAUGUGAAGGGAGUAUCCUCGAUGAUGAUCAAGUUGUUGCUGGUAUGGAAGUACUGAUGAAAGAAGGAUCUCAAGUAGAAGAGCAAAUUGCGCGUAGCGAAGAGGUAAUGACGCAAGUGCAUCUGGCAGUUUCUCGUUUUGAACCAUUUGCAGUUUUCUGUCGAAAGGUUUUCAUUCUGCUUGGAGCACUUCGUGACAUCAACUUCCUAUACGAGUUUAGUUCUACAGCAUUCAUGGUUAUUCUUGAAGAUGUUUUGCAAAAUGCGCAGAAGUCGGGCUCUGAAGAUGAAACAGUGAGAAUUGGAGCCUUGAAACAAGCUUUCUUUAACGAGAUUUGUGCUCGAGUGGCACGUGGGUUGAAGGCUGACGACAAAGUUGUAUUUGCUUUGCUGUUGGGACGUUUGUUCACUGGUGACGAAUCAAUGGGUACACAAGAUGCAAUCUCUCCUAACGUUUAUAUCAAUGAAAUCACUGCUCUUGGGGACGAUUUCCCCUGGCAAGGUCGUGGCCUGAAUGAGCUCAUGAAUGUCACAGAGAAAGAGCUAGGACCAACAGUUCCUCUUAUGUUGUGCAGCGCUCCGGGACACGAUGUUAGUGGGAGAAUCGAAGCCAUGGCCCGAGAGUUCCAGAAAGAACUUUCUUCAAUCGCAAUGGGAAGUUCCGAAGGAUUUGAGAGUGUCGAUUCCCUGUUCAGUGCAGCAUCAAAACGUGGAUCUUGGUUGAUGCUGAAAAAUUGCCACCUGUGCACAGACUGGCUUCAAGAAACGUUCGUGAAGAGGCUGCAGUCCUUGGGGCAGAACACGCACCCUGACUUUCGUCUCUUUAUUACCUGUGAAAUCAAUCCCAAGCUUCCUACCGCUUUAUUGAGAUUGAGUGACACAAUUGUUGCUGAAGCUCCAACUGGUCUCAAGGCAUCCAUCACUAGAUUUUUUUCCAGCAUUUCACAUAAUCGUUUUGACAGUCCUGUCCGAAAUCGACUUUACUUGCUAUUGGCAUGGACCCAUGCUGUCAUUCAAGAAAGGUUGCGCUAUGUCCCACAAGGGUGGUCUGAAAAGUAUGAAUUUACUGAAGCUGAUUCUACUCAUGCAUUGGAUGUAAUUGAUGCUCUUAUCAAGGAUAUGAGUAGUGAGGCUGAUGCACUUGAUCCAGAAAAACUUCCUUGGGAUGCCAUCCGAUCCACUCUCAGAAAGGGUGUCUUCGGUGGUCGUGUGACCCAGCCUGUCGAUCAAGAUGCAUUGGACAAGCUCGUAAACGACCUCUUUGUCCCUGAGAGUUUCAACUUAGGUUUUCAACUUGUGGUUGGUCUACCAGAUGCACCAACAUUGCCAGAGGGAACAUCCAAAGAAGAAUGCUUCUCUUGGAUUGCAUCCCUCACAACACACAGUCCUCCAACUUUUGUCGGUCUUGGUGCAGAUGCAGAGCAGGAGUUGGAAUUUCGCAAAGCGCAGUCCAUCAAAGAAAAGAUUGACCGGGUUGCCGCAAAACAGGCGAAAGAAGAUUCCUAA